Molecule: messenger RNA, 1038 nt
Organism: Aspergillus alliaceus
Lineage: Eukaryota; Fungi; Ascomycota; Eurotiomycetes; Eurotiales; Aspergillaceae
Exons: 1
Coding region: 1-1038 (345 amino acids)
Source: RefSeq, a predicted model, not a curated record
AUGAAGUGUCUUCCCUUUGGUCGCUCCUGGCCCCGUGAAAAGUGUGAUCGCUGCACUAAAUAUCAUUAUGCCUGCUCUGCCAGUAUAACCGCCAAGGAAGACAGACAGCUUCAACAGCAACCAGGUGCUGUGGGCAGCAUGAUAACCCUUCCGAGAUCAGAGCUAGCGUCACGCGCCGAACCCGUCAUACCUAAUCCCAAGCUACACAGGGGCACAGAGCCAGGCAAGCAGGCUGAUGGCGCACCAUCCCGGCCAAGGUGUGCACCCUACUUCAGCUCCUUGAUCAGGGCUUCCUGGCACUAUUUCGGGUUACCAAUUUCCUCAAGGGAGUGCAUCCAUGUGAGAAUCGCGGACCUCGCUAGGGUUGAGACUGAAAGUGUUUACCGCGCCCUCAAAGGCCGCCUAUUUGCGGUGGAUAUGGGCCGAAGAUACGCAAGUAUCCUACAAGAAGGGCUAUCGAAUAAGAUGGGUCUAGAGGAAUCAAGAGCUUAUGCGUCUCGAAGAGUGCUCUACGAAAAAGGAAAGGAGAGCGUUCGCCCAGCAAUGCAAAUUGACGGCUUGCAGGUCCCCGAAUUUGUCCGCGAAUUCGACCGUACAAUUACUGCGGCCUUGCGAUGGCAGGGCCUUCUUGAUGCAGUUGGUGUCCCCGAGAUACUACUGAUCGGUUACGAGGAAGAUGAAACGGAAUUCUGGGAAGAUAUUCCCCUGCCUGAUGUCGCAUCAGCCAGUGAUGAAGAGUGGCCGUCUUUCAUGAACCAUCUUCUUUCACCGGCGCUUGGGCUUAAAGAAGCUUGCCUAAGACUGAGUGGAGUAGCAGAUAUGAUACAGCGCCUGAAAGGAUUAGAUGAAUCGGAGCUUAGAACAUAUCUAGUCGACAAUAUUGGGCAGCGUGUUAAGGGCGUACUAGGUAACGAAAAGACCCUCCCAGGCUAUGUGGAUGACGUUGAAGAUGAUGAGAGUAUGGCGGACGCCGACUUAAAUCAUGACGCGGAUGCACCCCUGUAUGGUUCCAAACCUAUCGAUCUCUCUCGAGCCUGA